CCCAGCUAGUUCAGAGAGACUGGCUGCUUUACUGUCAACACAGGCGGCAGCAAUGACGGACAAUAUACCGCUACAGCCCGUGAGACACAAAAACCGGCACGACAAUAAACACAGAAAUGGAUGCUGCCCUUGGUCAAGAUGUUGUGGCAUGGGUGACUUCCGGCCACGGACAGUGUGGUUGGGGCAUCCCGAGAAGAGGGAGCAACGUUAUCCCAGGAAUGUCAUCAACAACCAAAAGUACAACUUCUUCAGCUUCCUUCCCGGAGUACUCUUCAAUCAGUUUAAGUACUUCUUCAACCUCUACUUCCUGCUUCUGGCCUGCUCGCAGUUUGUCAAUGAACUGAGACUUGGGGCACUGUACACUUACUGGGUGCCAUUGGGCUUCGUGCUAAUCAUCACCAUCGUGAGGGAGGCAGUGGAAGAGAUGAGGUGUUUUCUGAGGGACAAAGAAGUCAAUUCACAGAUCUACAGCAAGCUCUCCACCAGAGGCACAGUGAAGGUGAAGAGUAGUGGUAUUCAGGUGGGAGAUCUUAUCCUUGUUGAAAAGAACCAGCGCGUCCCUGCUGACAUGAUCUUCCUGCGCACUUCAGAGCGAAACGGUUCCUGCUUUCUGAGGACUGACCAAUUGGAUGGUGAAACAGACUGGAAGCUCCGCCUGCCCGUGGCGUGCACUCAGAGAUUGCCCACUGCAGCUGAUCUGCUGCAGAUAAGAGCCUAUGUGUACGCCGAGGAGCCCAACAUCGACAUCCACAACUUCAUCGGCACUUUCACCAGAGAGGAUGGAGAUCCCCCAGUGAAUGAGAGUCUCAGCAUCGAAAACACCUUGUGGGCCAGCACCGUCAUCGCCUCAGGGACUGUGGUGGGUGUUGUGAUCUACACAGGGAAAGAGCUGCGAAGUGUCAUGAACACCUCCAACCCUCGCCACAAGAUUGGCCUGUUUGACCUGGAAGUGAAUUGCCUGACCAAGAUCCUGUUUGGGGCAUUGGUGGUAGUGUCCCUGGUCAUGGUGGCCCUGCAGCACUUUGCCGGUCGCUGGUACCUGCAGAUCUUCCGUUUCCUGCUGCUUUUCUCCAACAUUGUGCCCAUCAGUUUACGGGUCAAUUUGGACAUGGGAAAGAUGGUGUUCAGCUGGAUGAUCCGGAAAGACUCUAAGAUUCCUGGAACUGUGGUGCGAGCGAGCACCAUCCCGGAGCAGCUGGGUCGCAUCUCCUACCUGCUAACGGACAAGACAGGCACCCUGACCCAGAAUGAGAUGGUGUUCCGCCGGCUGCACCUGGGGACGGUGGCCUACGGGAUGGACUCCAUGGAUGAGGUGCAGAGCCACGUGUUCAGCGCCUACACUCAGGAUAGUGAAGAAGUAGACAGGAAACAAGUAGGAGAGAGAGAUGGGGAGGGAUCGGGACAUGACCGCAGGCCAGAUUUGAACCUGGGUCCCCGUGGGCACUCGGACCCGCACAUGCCUCCUCAUGACCACCUGGCCGCUCGGGCUCCGGCCGCCACCAAGGUGCGGAAGACCAUCAGCAGCCGCGUGCAUGAGGCGGUGAAGGCCAUCGCCCUGGUGCACAACGUCACGCCCGUCUACGAGGCCAACGGCGUCACCGACCAAGCGGAGGCAGAGCAGCACUACGAGGACACCUGCAGAGUGUACCAGGCCUCCAGCCCCGACGAGGUCUCCCUGGUGCAGUGGACAGAGAGCGUGGGCCUGACGCUGGUGGGCCGCGAUCAGUCCUCCAUGCAGCUGAGGACCCCUAGUGGACAGAUCCUGAACUUCACCAUUCUUCAGAUUUUCCCCUUCACCUACGAGAGCAAACGCAUGGGCAUCAUUGUGCGGGAUGAGUCCACUGGAGAGAUCACAUUCUACAUGAAGGGGGCAGAUGUUGUGAUGGCAGGCAUUGUCCAGUACAAUGAUUGGCUGGAGGAGGAGUGUGGUAAUAUGGCCAGAGAGGGGCUGAGGGUGCUUGUGGUGUCGAAGAAGUCCCUAACCGAGGAGCAGUACCAGGACUUUGAGGCGCGGUAUGUCCAGGCCAAGUUGAGUGUGCACGACCGCUCUCUGAAGGUUGCCACGGUGAUAGAGAGUCUGGAGAUGGAGAUGGAGCUGCUGUGCCUGACCGGCGUGGAGGACCAGCUGCAGGCCGACGUGCGGCCCACCCUGGAGAUCCUGCGCAACGCUGGCAUCAAGGUGUGGAUGCUGACCGGAGACAAGCUGGAGACGGCCACCUGCACUGCCAAGAACGCUCACCUAGUGACCCGCAACCAGGACAUCCACGUGUUCCGACCUGUGACCACACGAGGAGAGGCCCACCUCGAGCUCAACGCCUUCAGGAGGAAACACGACUGUGCUCUAGUGAUCUCAGGAGACUCUCUGGAGGUGUGUCUGAAGUUCUAUGAGUAUGAGUUCAUGGAGCUGGCCUGCCAGUGUCCGGCUGUGGUCUGCUGCCGCUGUGCUCCCACUCAGAAGGCCCAGAUCGUCCGACUGCUACAGGAGCGCACAGGCAAACUCACCUGUGCCGUAGGGGAUGGAGGAAAUGAUGUCAGUAUGAUCCAGGAAGCAGACUGUGGUGUGGGAGUGGAGGGCAAAGAGGGAAAGCAGGCUUCUCUGGCCGCUGAUUUCUCUGUGACUCAGUUUAAGCACUUGGGACGGCUGCUUAUGGUUCACGGCAGAAACAGCUACAAGAGGUCGGCAGCGCUUAGCCAGUUUGUCAUCCACAGGAGCUUAUGCAUCAGCACCAUGCAGGCCGUCUUCUCCUCUGUCUUCUACUUCGCUUCGGUUCCUCUGUAUCAAGGAUUCCUGAUCAUUGGAUACUCCACCAUCUACACCAUGUUCCCGGUCUUCUCUCUGGUGCUGGACAAGGAUGUGAAGUCAGAAGUGGCCAUGCUUUACCCAGAACUCUACAAGGACUUGCUCAAGGGUCGACCGCUCUCCUUUAAGACAUUUCUCAUAUGGGUCCUGAUAAGUAUUUAUCAAGGGAGCAUCAUCAUGUACGGCGCGCUGCUGCUCUUUGAGUCGGAGUUCGUGCACAUCGUGGCCAUCUCGUUCACGUCGCUGAUCCUGACGGAGCUGCUGAUGGUGGCGCUGACGGUGCAGACAUGGCACUGGCUCAUGAUCGUGGCCGAGCUGCUCAGCCUGGCCUGCUACAUCGCCUCGCUCGUCUUCCUGCACGAGUUCAUCGACGUGUACUUCAUCACGACGCUGUCGUUCGUGUGGAAGGUGACGGCCAUUACGCUGGUCAGCUGCCUGCCGCUCUACAUCCUCAAGUACCUGCGGCGCCGCUUCUCCCCCCCCAGCUACUCCAAGCUCACCACCUAGACCUGCACACCUGAGUCCCACCGCCGCCACCGCAGCAGCCGCAGCAGCCCCUCGACUCACCUACAACCACACACCUGCAGGGGCUCCACCUGUCUCCAGAGUCAUUGUGUGUGUGUGUGCGUGUGUUUGUGUGUGUGUGUGUGUGUGUGUGUGUGUGUGUGUGUGUGUGUGCGCGUGUGUGUGUGUGU
This is a messenger RNA of Sardina pilchardus (European sardine), 3495 nucleotides long. RefSeq names its product probable phospholipid-transporting ATPase IIA. NCBI's taxonomy places the organism in Eukaryota, Metazoa, Chordata, Actinopteri, Clupeiformes, Clupeidae. The record is from RefSeq and is a predicted model, not a curated record. The coding region runs from base 53 to 3307 and encodes 1084 amino acids. The transcript is spliced from 29 exons. Gene Ontology annotation, molecular function: ATP binding; ATP hydrolysis activity; magnesium ion binding. Gene Ontology annotation, biological process: endocytosis; retrograde vesicle-mediated transport, Golgi to endoplasmic reticulum; phospholipid translocation. Gene Ontology annotation, cellular component: trans-Golgi network; endosome; plasma membrane.